AUGUUAUCAAAAAGUGUUCUCCGAUCGUUUAAUCACUCAAACUACGUCAAAUGCCAGCAAAUCUUUUCUUGUUACGCUAGUACGAAAUCGAGUUCCAAUGGAAAUUCGAAGAAUUUUGUCAUUGAUCCAAACGAAAAGAUCGUGUCAAAAGAUGAAAUUUUCUCUUUUAUUGUUCGAUGUAUGUUGAAAGUUGGUACGCGACCUUCCCAUGCUGAAGUCUUAGCGGAUAAUUUAAGUAUGGCAGACUAUCGGGGUCAUUAUAGUCAUGGUCUUAACCGGCUUGAUAUGUAUGUGAAUGAUAUCAGAAACGAAACGACGGCGAAAGACGGAGAUCCAGUUAUUCUUAAAGAAUCACCUGGAACAGCAUUGGUUGAUGGACAGAAUUUAUUAGGGCCGUAUGUCGGAAAAUUUUGUAUGAAUCUAGCUAUGGAAAAGGCGAAGAAAAUUGGGAUUGGAUUAGUUGCUGCGCGUCGGUCAAAUCAUUUUGGUAUUGCGGGUUAUUAUUCACUAAAAGCAGUUGACAGUGAUCUUAUUGGAUGGGCUUUCACGAAUACGAGUCCAUUAGUUGUACCAACACGUUCCAAAGCUCAAUCCUUAGGAACAAAUCCAAUCGCUUUUGGUGCACCGGCUCGAAAUGGCGAUAGCUUUGUGCUUGAUAUGGCAACGUCGACUGUAGCAUUGGGAAAAGUUGAAAUAAGUCAAAGACGAGGCUCUGACAUUCCUAAUACAUGGGGUGUGAAUGCAGAAGGUAUUCCAGUAACAAAACCGCAAGAAGUGCAAGGCUUACUAGCUUUGGGUGGUCCAGAAGAAUCAUCUGGUUACAAGGGUUACGGUUUAGCUAUGAUGGUUGAAAUUCUUUGCGGAAUUCUAUCAGGGAGUCAUUUUGGUCCGUGGAUUCGUUCAUGGAAAUCGGGUAAAAGUGAAGCAAAUCUGGGCCAAUGUUUCAUCGCUAUUAAUCCCAAUGCAUUCGAAGAUGACUUCGAUCAACGUUUACAAAAAUUAAUCAACUAUUGUCGAUCAUUGCCACCCACAGAAUCUGGCAAACCAGUUCUGAUUGCCGGCGAUCCGGAACGAGCCCAUAUGGCCGUAUGUGAUAAACUUGGCGGUAUUCCAUACCCUCCAUCGCAAAUCGAAUUUAUGCGUAGCUUAGCACGCUCACUAAAAAUUGAUCUACCAAAUAUUCAAUGA
This is a messenger RNA of Adineta ricciae, 1188 nucleotides long. The record is from the annotation of a GenBank genome assembly. Lineage: Eukaryota; Metazoa; Rotifera; Eurotatoria; Adinetida; Adinetidae.